This is a messenger RNA of Ipomoea triloba (trilobed morning glory), 1095 nucleotides long. Its product is annotated as alpha carbonic anhydrase 1, chloroplastic-like. Bases 113 to 949 code for a protein of 278 amino acids. NCBI's taxonomy places the organism in Eukaryota, Viridiplantae, Streptophyta, Magnoliopsida, Solanales, Convolvulaceae. The record is from RefSeq and is a predicted model, not a curated record. Gene Ontology annotation, molecular function: zinc ion binding; carbonate dehydratase activity. The transcript is spliced from 6 exons.
UGCAUGUGAACUAUAUACAAAGCAUAAAGCCAGAUCGAACAGGAAAAAGAAAAACAGGAAAGUUGAAAUCAUAUUUCUCCAAAGAGGAGGAAGAGCUUAGGAUUCCAUAGAAAUGGCCAAGUUUUUUGUCCUUGCAGUCUCUGCAUUUCUCACCAUAUUCAAUCCCUUUGCACCUGCAGCCUCAGUUCUUCAUGGGGAACACUACCACCACCACGGCAUGGCACUCAACUUCAGCUACUCAGGCACAACGGGCCCGGCCCGGUGGGGAGCCUUAAACCCUGCAUUCUCAGCAUGCUCCAAUGGGAAAUCACAGUCCCCAAUCAACAUCCUCCGCCACAAAGCUAUCAUUAACAAGAAGUUGAAGCCUCUGGAGAUGAAAUAUAGUCGGUCUGUCAAUGCUACUUUGAUGGACAAUGGGUUUAAUGUUGGGAUAAGUUAUGGUGAAGAUGCAGGAGCUUUGGUUUUGGAAGGGAAGAUCUACAGACUGAAGCAAAUGCACUGGCAUGCCCCUUCUGAGCACCAGAUUGAUGGAUUUCACUUUGCAGCUGAGCUUCACCUGGUUCACAUUGCUCCUGAUAACAGCGUGGCGGUAUUGGCAGUCCUCCUCAAAUUAGGCCAUCCUGAUCCCCUUCUUGCUAAGAUCCAAAAGCAACUGACUGAACUGCCUAGGGAGUUAUUAAGACAAGAGAAACCUCGAAUUUCUCUAGGAAAUCUGAACACUCAUGAAUUGGUCAAAUUUUCCCAUAGCCAUAAGUAUUACAGAUAUGUUGGCUCCCUCACUACCCCUCCAUGCACUGAAGAUAUUAUAUGGACCGUCAUUGGCAAGAUUCAUUCAGUAUCAAGAGAACAAGUUGUAGCUCUAAGAGCUCCAUUGGAUUCGACAUGUAAGAGGAAUUCAAGGCCAAUCCAGCCCCUGGAUGGACGACAUGUUGAGUUCUAUGAGCGUUAAUAGCAUUAUUGAUCAUCUUAAAGUUAAUUGGGAUAUAAUAUACGCAAAUAAACAUGAUUUGCUCUUUUUUUCCACUUUCAAUAUAUGUGUGUGUUUAGAAGUCAUUUUUAGAAUAAGAAUCAAGCUUAAAUUGAGUUCUUAUCAAA